Molecule: messenger RNA, 1185 nt
Organism: Trichoderma virens Gv29-8
Lineage: Eukaryota; Fungi; Ascomycota; Sordariomycetes; Hypocreales; Hypocreaceae
Exons: 3
Coding region: 1-1185 (394 amino acids)
Source: RefSeq, a predicted model, not a curated record
AUGGAUCCUAUCGCAAUAAUCGGCGCGGCUUCUUCCCUGGUCCUCUCUUUGGCCAAAGCCAGCAAAUCCCUCUCAGAUAUCAGGAAGGGUUUUCAGGAAGCGCCGAUGAUCAUCGCAACUAUGAUAACUGAGUGCAAAACCAUCAGUGCGGCGCUCACUCACCUACAAAAUCUCACCCUUGGGAAUCCCGUCGCUCUCUCUCCGAGCCUAACGACCCCGGAAACUAUUCAAGAGGGCUUUGAUAACGCCCUUACAGGAUGCAUGCUCAUAUUGUCCGCGCUCGAAGUCCACCUGGAGCGCCUUGUGGAAGGGAAAAAGCCAGAAGACAUGGGAUUUAUGAAGAAGGUGCAACUAUUAUGGAAUGAGGAGACCAUGAACCAGUUGCUAUCAAAUCUCAGGGGGCAACACGCCGCCAUUAACACCUUGGUGUCUCUUUUCCAAACUGAAUCGCUUGCUAAUGUUCACGACCUGCUUCAUCAACAUAUCACAGAGCUUCGUUUACAUCGGAAGCGUUCUAUUCAGUUAUAUCAGCAUAGUGGCUUUGAGUCUGUUGCAGGGCAAGAGAAAGAACUCAGUAUUUUCAACUUCAGCAUCCAGUCCUUUUCCUUCACUGAUGCGACAAGCAACAUCAAUGUGCAGCUCCAACAAUCUACAGCGUAUCGAAAUGCUGGAGCAGUGACCACCGAGGAACUCUGGCGACUAAAUGAAGAAUUAAGGGAUGAGAACGGGGGACUGCGUAGUGAGCAGAAAGGGCAUAAGAUUGCGAGCCUCCUUUCCAACAACGCUUUUUUACAAACACGAAUCGACAGUCUCGAUCAGCAGCUGCAGGCCGCGACGGCGAAAAUUGACCACUUCUCUGCUUACUACAAGAUGUUCAAACAGACAGGGGCCGAGUGUGUGCAGCAGAUUCAGCAUGACAGAGACCAGAUCAAGGAGCUCGAAGCCAGGCUAAGAAAUCUCCGCAAGUCACAUGGUAGUAUGAUCUUAUCACGUCUUAUAAGUUUCCACGAACAAUGGAACGAACUAGGGUACAUUACGCCAGCCUCUAGCUCGCGGUCAUCUUUCGUGGAACCCAGUGCCUCCUCUCACUCAAAACAAGCAGAUGAGCUUCCUAAACCAGAUGUGGGGUCAAUUCUAGAGAAAACGUUGAUUGAUAUAGAUGAUCUAAUAACUAUGUCAGAAUAA